AUGCUACAGAAACGGAAAAGGACUAGGAUGACGAUCUGUACUUGUAACGCACGUACGCUUGCAUCGGGAGCGGCCAGGGAUCUCAUGGUGCAAACCAAGAAGAUCAAGUACGACGUCAUCGGACUGACCGAGACGAGACGACCUCAUCCUCUCAACGCCGUAUAUGUAACUGGGGAAGAACUGUUCUUAGGAACAUGCGACAGUAGAGGUGUUGGUGGAGUUGGCGUCCUCGUCAACACGAGUAUGGCAAAGAAAAUCGACUCUUUCGAACAACAAAAACCUGAAUCCUACGAAGAAGAAGAAGAAGUCAAAGCUUUCUAUAUGGACCUGGAAAAGUUCUACCGAGAAGAUCAUGCCUCCUACAAGGCCAUAAUUGGCGAUUUCAACGCUAAGAAGCCCUCUUCUUUACGCUGGACGUGGGAGUCACCCGGUGGAGGGUACCGUAAUGAAAUAGACCACAUCAUCGUCAAUGAAAGGGAUCUCUUCGCUACGCUAGCCGGCUUCUGGGAAGAUUCCGCAAUGGACAACAUCGACGAGGAAUACGACCGGCUCAUUGAACACCUUCACGACUGCGCGAAGAAGGCUGAGAGUUCUGAAACCACCAAGAGACGCCUGUCUCUUGAAAUUCUUGAGCUGAUACGACAGCGUGGAGCAGCACGAGCCGCAGGGAACCAAGAACUCACUUCCGAGCUCGCAAGGCUUUGCAGAGAGGCGAUAAAGGAAGACCUUAAAGAGAGAAGAGCAGAAGUGCUGGCUGAAGCUGCAGAGGCGGGGAGAAGCAUUCGCUAUGCCCGUCGAGACUUCGCCAGUCGCCAAACGACGAUGACCACUCUCCGGAACCCGAAGGGAACAACCAUUGCAUCGAGAAGAGGGAUGGAGAAAAUCAUCUACGACUUUUACUCUGAUCUCUUCGACAGCCAUGUCCACUUGCCUCCUCACCAUCUGAGGGAAGAUGGACAAGUCAUUCCAGAGGUUCUUCCGUCCGAAAUACGACAUGCUAUCAUGUCGGUAAGAAAUCGUACGGCACCCGGUCCCGAAUAA
Necator americanus (New World hookworm) is the source of this 1041-nucleotide messenger RNA. RefSeq lists its product as uncharacterized. Bases 1 to 1041 code for a protein of 346 amino acids. The record is from RefSeq and is a predicted model, not a curated record. The transcript has 4 exons. Lineage: Eukaryota; Metazoa; Nematoda; Chromadorea; Rhabditida; Ancylostomatidae. Gene Ontology annotation, molecular function: catalytic activity.